This is a messenger RNA of Oikopleura dioica, 288 nucleotides long. The record is from the annotation of a GenBank genome assembly. Lineage: Eukaryota; Metazoa; Chordata; Appendicularia; Copelata; Oikopleuridae.
AUGGAAGAGAGAAAACAAGAAGAAAAAGACGAUGAGAAGAUAAUCGAGCGCCAAAGAUUGAGCCACGUUUUCAACAAACUAGCUGAACAGAAUGGCCCGGUCGAAGAAGAGGAAGCAACCAUGAAUGCAUUUUUCACUACUUGGCAGCUCCGGCAACUCGUCGAAAAUUUUGGAGAAGACCCGUUGGAGCCUUCAGACGUCUCCGAACUCGUGAAAAUUCUAGACCCACUCGGUCAAGGGCGAGUACUUGUCAGUCAUGCUGUUGCUGUUUUAUGUGGAGAAGCUUGA